This is a messenger RNA of Xenopus laevis (African clawed frog), 4282 nucleotides long. Its product is annotated as E3 ubiquitin/ISG15 ligase TRIM25. The record is from RefSeq and is a predicted model, not a curated record. Bases 875 to 2443 code for a protein of 522 amino acids. The transcript has 2 exons. Lineage: Eukaryota; Metazoa; Chordata; Amphibia; Anura; Pipidae.
GAGUCAGUGGGAAGUCUCUACACUCCCAGAAACCCUUGCGCUCGUCCCUGCAACUCCCAUUGGGCGCCUGUGCGGGUAGUUGCUGGUUGCUAGGCAACUGGUGAAGCCAAUUACGUGCGUCAGUCAGAGCCACCACGUGUCUAUACGCGGGGGAUACGCGCCCACCGACAAAAUGGAGGCAGUAGUACAAGCGCAGCAGCCGUUACGACAGUGAGAUCUACCCACACUCGGCAACAGAAUUUAGAGGUUGAUAUUGAUUUCCCAGCGCCGGACAGAGAUGCCUCAAAGCUUUCCCUUGGGUUCACAACACGGGCUACGGUAACCUAAUGUGAGAAAUGCCUCUUACUCUCUGUGUGACUGAGUGCUCAGCGUAUGUCACGUUCUAUUUCCGGCCCCCUACAUCCUGAUUGGCUGGCGCUCGCUUCAAUCUCAAUUCAAAGCUGUAGCUGUACUUCAGGCGGAACGGGAAAUACGCAUGUGUGUUUGUGAAAGUUUUUCAGCUAAUCAUAGUCUUCUGGUGGGGCGUGUAAAGAUAACUGACAGGCGGGACGGCCAAUAACGUUCUCAGGAGGACAGUUACGCUAUUGGCUGCUCCACGAAUCUGCCAAACAAGAAAUAAUGGAUUAACUGCCGGGCGGGAAGAGGCGAAUCUGCUCCUGUUGGUUUUAAAUCUCCAGUGAGUCGUGUCAGUUUGGGGCAGUGAAAUGUUCCUCUCACACAGGGAGGCCGAGCCUUAAUGACACCCAGUGAAAUCUACAGUAAUUUUCCACCAAACAAUUCUUCUGCUCACUGCCCAAAAUUGACUGAAUUUGAUAAAUAAACCAGAAGUUGAAACGAAAGUGCUGCUUGUCUAUGAGAUUGGUUCCUUCCCACAAUGGCAUCUACUGACCUGAGAGACGAGCUGAACUGCUCCAUCUGCCUGAGCGUUUAUACUGAUCCUGUAUCCCUGCCGUGUGCCCAUAACUUCUGCCGGGGCUGUAUUGGCAGUGCCCUGAAUUCCCAAGAUGCAGUUGGGACUUAUUUUUGCCCUGAUUGCAGAGCAGGGUUUCAGGAGCGCCCUGCCCUGCAGAGGAACAUCAAGCUUGGAAACAUAGCAGAGCGAUUUCUCUCAGCUCAGCCGGAGCCUGAGGAAACUGAAAUUGUCUGCACCUACUGUGUUCAUUCUCCUGUACCUGCUGCUAAAUAUUGUAUUCUGUGUGAGGCUUCUCUGUGUGAGACCCACCUGAGGGUGCACAGCAAGUCAGCAGAACAUGUACUGACUGAACCAACCGCUUCCUCUUUGAAUAGAAAAUGUUCCAAACACAAGCGGAUCCUGGAGUAUCACUGCUGUGAUGAUGGUGCCUGUAUCUGUGUGUCCUGCUGGGUGGGUGAGGAGCACAGGGGCCACAAGGUGGAGCUGCUCAGUGAAGCCUGUAAAAAACAGCAGGAAAAACUAAGAAAUACUCUGGAGAAACUGGGCCCAGAGAAAGAUGAGACUGAGAAGAGAGUUCAGAGCCUUAAGGAGUGCAGUAAAAACAUUACAGAAAAAGCCGCUGGUGAAACCGAGAGAGUCACUGACCUAUUUAGGGAAAUCCGGGAACAGCUGGAAGCCCUAGAGAAAAGAGCCCUGAGUGAGAUCUCCAGGCAGAAAGACAAACGUCUAUUCCAGGUCACUGAUCUGAUCCACCAGCUGGAAAUAAAGAAGGACGAGCUGUCCAGGAAGAUCCGUCACAUUGAGGAGCUGUGCAACAUGGCAGAUCCACUCGUACUCUUACAAGAACGGAAAGAUGGAGCUGAGGGGGCAGAUAAUGAGAGCAAUGGGGGCGAUGAUAAAACUCUAUUUGUAGAGGAUUUGGAUGUUGGAUUCAUUUCGGAAAUAUUGCUUACAAGCUUAGCUGGGAUUGUGACUGAGGCAAAAGGAAUGAUCUGUGGGCAGGAGGCUACGGGGAUGUUACUGGAUAUAAACACGGCUGCUAAUAACGUCGUUGUGCCGGGAGACCGGAAAUCUGCUUCCUACUCCCGAACUGACCAGCGCAUCCCACAGACGCCCGAGAGAUUUCAGUAUCACGGGCAGAUUUUAAGCACCCGCAGUUUCCACACUGGGAGAUAUUACUGGGAUGUUGUGGGCAAUGAAUCUGGCUACUGGGGCAUAGGAGUGACCUAUCCCAGUAUAAAGAGGAGAGGAAUCGAGUCUUGUAUUGGGAAUAAUAACAAGUCAUGGGGUUUAUACAGAGAAAAGAAUAAAUACUCUGUGAGAUAUGACAGUAAAGUCACUGAUAUUCUCUACUCGCCUUCCUGCGGGAGGAUCAGAAUCUCAUUGGACUAUGAGGCCGGACGUCUGUCCUUUUAUGAGCUGAGUGAGCCAAUCAGACACUUACACACCUUCACUGUCACAUUCACUGAGCCCCUCCAUGCUGUGUUUUGUUUGUGGAAUUAUGGGGAAUGGCUGAGAAUCAUUAGCUAAAAUGUUAGCUGUUGUUUAAGGGCCACCAUACCUGGAUUUAUUUGUUUCCUUUUGAAUUUGCUUUGUGAUAAUAUUUAAGGGCUGAAUGAGAAUGUUCUUGUUUUUAUCCUUCACCCUCCCCCCCCCAGCUAAAUUCAUGCGUGUUUGAUUUUUGUCUUGCCAUUUUCUUAUUGCCAUUGUGGUUGCCAUCUUUCUUACUAGCCACAAACAUCCUAUUUUUUUUUUUUUUAAAUAUUCCUCCUGUUAAUUGAUUAAAACAGCACAUGGAGUUUUAAUCAAUUAACAAAUUAAGGUCGGGAAGGGAAAUCUGACAACUUUUUGUCACAAAAGGAAUUUGUUUUUCUCGCCUUCCUGCUCCUAAUUUGCAUAUACAAAUUUAGCUGAAUCUUUCACAAAGGAUCUGAGGAUUAGACCAAAUCCCAAUUCUACUUCUUCCCUUUGGAUUCGGUUUGGUAUUCAUCUGAAUCUUUCACAAAGGCUUCAGGGAUUUGGUCGAAUCCCAAUUAGUGGAUUUGGUGCAUCCCUAAGCACAAGUAGCACUAUUUGCUUGACAUGGCCACCUAUGUGUUGGCAAUGCUGGUCAAGGAGCAGAUCACAAUGGAGGCCCCAACGCAUUGAUGUGGUCCUCAGCCUGAUGGGAUUUUCUGAUCGAUAUCUGGCCAGCCAUCAGCCUAUGUUUUCUGGAGGAAGUUGGAGAGGGCCCAUACACAGGCAGAUUAGCUGCCAACUUGAGGUGGCCAUACACGAUAAGAUCCGAUCAUUUGCCAAACAAGUGGAUCUUUCCCCGAUAUGCCCACCAACGGCAGGGCGACAUCGGGUUAAUCUGAAAGUUUGGCCCUAGGGCUGAACAAUCGGAUUGCAAUGAAUAGAAUGGGCGCUGAUUGCUCAUAGGACCACAUCAAAUAGCCUAUACAGUCCUGGAUGGAUAUCUUGGCCAGAUAUCGAUCGGGGAGAUGCGUCGGAAGCCCCCUUACACUGGCAUAUAAACUGGACACUGGACCAUUAUCUGCAGCUUUAAUCUGCCCCUGUAUGGCCACUUUAAGACUAAAGGGGCUGAAUUGGCAUCUUCAAUCUGCACAUGUAAAGACAGUUUUAUAGGGGGAGGCAAGGUGUUAGAACACAUUAGAACUACAAAGUGACAGUGACACGUUACUAUAAAGAGCUGAGCAGAUCAAUAUUCAUUUGCUGUAUUCUCCGUUGCAAGGGAGCAGGUUAGACCUCCUGCUAAUGAUUAGUAAAUGAGAAAUAGGCGGCAGCGUAAUAAAAGUCCAUUUCAUUUAACCUUUAUUCUCACCCAGAUGCAUCUCACUGUAGAUCUUGCUUUAUUGUUGUACUAUUUUAUAUUGUUUCUAAUAGAUGGUAAAGUUGGCUUUUUAAUUGUAGUUCGUGGGGGUAUACACAGAUGAAGCAAACUCCAGUGAUGCAUCUGGCACAUGUUGCACAUAUUUUACUUUAUUUCAGAGGGAGAAUUAAUGUUCUUCAAGCUUUAACUGAACGUUGUCCAUCUGAACUGAUCAGGGUUGUGUCUUAAUUUCUGUUCCCUGAAUGUGAGAGGCUGUUACCCCGCCAUAUCCAAUCCCCCAAUAAAAUGCUCUCUACUAAGUCUGAUUGGCCUAGUGCCUUCCUUUCCCAGUUGCCCAUCUGACUCUCACAUAUAUCCGCUUGUAGACCAGCAGGGCUCUAUCCAUCACUACACAGCGGCUCUUCUAAUCCAAACUGGAUACGUCAAUUUCUGUUAAACAACCAACUCAAGUCAAAGGGGUGAUAUAGAAUCGAACACAAGUAUUUGAAUAGAAGUAAUUAAAAAUUCCUCAAAACCUUGCUGGUCUUACCAGCCAU